AUGCCCUCCAUCAAACACGUCGUCUUCGACGUCGUAGGAACCUGCUUCACAUUCGACGCCUUCUUCUCCGCCAUUGAAUCCCGCCUCGGGUCGCGACUUCGCGCUCACUGCAUCCAACCGCAACUCUUUGGUUACGCCUGGAUGGAGGCCGCAGAGCGCGAAUACGCCUACCUAUCUAUGUCGCAUCGCUACCAACCCUUCCUCGCCAUCUUCGGUGCCAUAUUCUACCGCACGCUUGGGUUCGCCGGGAUCUCCGACCCGCGGGCCUUCGCGUCGGACGAAGACAAGGAGUUUCUAAUUCAGAAUUAUCAUCAGUUGCAACCGCGCAAGGGCGUCGACCACGCAAUCCAGAGCUUGCGGGAGGCCGGGUUCACCGUGUGGUGCUUCACGACGGGAGAUGUCAGUCGGGUGAGGGGUUACUUUCUAAGCAGUGGCAUUGAUAUGCCCGUGGAGAAUUUCGUGUCGUGUGAUAAGGGUCGGGUGGCGAAGCCGGCGUUAGAGGCGUACCAGGAGGUGAUGGGCAAUUUUGAUCAGUCUGAGGUGCUGUGGUUCGCGGCGGCGCAUAUGUGGGAUGUUUCGGCGGCGAAGGCUGCAGGGUUCCGAGGUGCGUAUUGCACGGCCUGGGAGAAGGAGUCAUGCGCGGAGAUCUUUGGUGAGAUGGACGUUACGGCGGACUCGUUGCCCGAGUUGGCGGCGCAAAUUAUCUCUGCGUCGUAG
Molecule: messenger RNA, 717 nt
Organism: Aspergillus affinis
Lineage: Eukaryota; Fungi; Ascomycota; Eurotiomycetes; Eurotiales; Aspergillaceae
Product: putative 2-haloalkanoic acid dehalogenase
Exons: 2
Coding region: 1-717 (238 amino acids)
Source: RefSeq, a predicted model, not a curated record